Leucoraja erinaceus (little skate) is the source of this 9289-nucleotide messenger RNA. Its product is annotated as fibroblast growth factor receptor 4-like. Gene Ontology annotation, biological process: multicellular organism development; regulation of bile acid biosynthetic process; fibroblast growth factor receptor signaling pathway. The record is from RefSeq and is a predicted model, not a curated record. Lineage: Eukaryota; Metazoa; Chordata; Chondrichthyes; Rajiformes; Rajidae. Gene Ontology annotation, cellular component: membrane; signaling receptor complex. The coding region runs from base 1730 to 4174 and encodes 814 amino acids. Gene Ontology annotation, molecular function: fibroblast growth factor receptor activity; ATP binding; fibroblast growth factor binding. The transcript is spliced from 18 exons.
CCUUCUGGGAGGUACUGGAGUGCAGCCAACACAUCAACUAGCACCCACUACAGGAGAGGAGAGACACUUGGAAUAAAAGAAAACUGAAAGUUAACACACAAAUUACCCAAUCAAUACGUGAUCAAACGUCCAGGUUGUCUGCAACAGUGAGCAGGUCUUAAGGAGUAGUGGGGGGUGGGAAAUGUUUUCAAACCAACGUUUUGCAGUGACAUUACAGAGAGAAAACUGAGACGUUUAUGUAUUUUUCAAGUGUAACCAUCCUCUCACAACUCUCCUAAAGUCUUAGAGAUAUGCAAAGAAUUCUCUCUUUGUCAGUUUCUCGAAGGGUCACUGUGUUUUAUAAAUGACUGUGUACUGUAGCAGAAAGCAAGUUGUCAUUGUUGCAGCCAGGAGCCUGUAUUGAAAAGGGUUAAUCCUAUUCUCCACAGAUAGGACAAACGCUACCUUUUCUCCUUCUCGUGUGUGAAAGGAUUGUACUGCGGAGCUGGGGGGUAAGAGGAGGUGCCGGGAGAUUGGAGCCACCCCUCUCUUUCAGUUCCCUUUAAGAGCUAUUGUUAACUAGGAGUGAGUGAGAGAUGGAACCUUCCAGCAAACAGUGGGUGUAACGCGAGAGCUGCUAAUUGAGAUUUCUAAUGCUGCUGACCCCUUAAGGGCACAAGCUCUGGCAACCAAUGCUCCAGUAUCUUUGCUGGCAACUCUGACUCUGUCAGACAGCGUGCCCAGAGAGAGAGAGAGAGACUGACUGACUGGGGUGCUUGCUGUGCGCUCUCCAUUCCCUCUGGUGUAGAGUGUGAGUGCACACUACACUGAAACUGGACAGUGUUACCAGGACCAGCACGGCUUUAGACUGAAAUACCUUCUCUUAUGCGUUCCAAGUGUGUUUGCGCAGUAAUCACCCAGAAACAUCCCUCCACCCGCCGAGAUCUUUGUGUUGUUUACUUUUGGAUUUAACUGUGCAGUGCAGCACAUUUGUGACGGUCAAGGUAUGCAGUCUGGAGGCUCGGGUAGGUUGUUAUCAGGUACUGGCGACUCCUAACCCCACCAACGGUUUACAAAUCGCUUAAGAUUUGUGUUUCUUUGCUGCAGUGGUAAUAUUUCACAGAGAUCGCUGCCACCAGCGGAGCAGUGAAUAUUUCUGGGAUUCAGCGGCCAGCAUUAAGCGAGUUAGGGACAGAGAUUGGAAACUUGGAGCACAGACUCUACUCGGUGUCGUUGUGCUGUGCCCAUGCUGUUCCCCUCUCCCUGUGCAUCCGUGCCACCCGCCGCACACUCGCACAGGUGACUCUUCAGAUGUGCUUGAAACUGACUCGUCCCGCCCGAUGCAAAGGUACUUGAAGAAUUUCUGGAAGCCUUUAUCCUGGCACGGUGUCCCGAGGGGGACGGCAAUUGGCGGGGUUUAAUCGUGCAUCGUCACACGAGUACCUUGAUGGAGUGAGCCACUGUGGAGCAACUAUUGUAGCCCAGCACCGAGCCGUCACAUUGUGUCAUUGUCCAGGGACCGCUCACAAGACGCUUGUAGAGGAGAUCACCAGCAAUUCAAGAGUCAAGAUUGUCCAAUUGAAGAAUUCAAAGUCGUAUGCAGAUCCCUGCCAAUGACUGCGCAGAACAACUAAAGUGCAAAAGAAAAUCAGGCUGAGGGUGCCUUCAUUGUCCCAAUGAAUGCCCAGAACAAUUGAGCUACCAAGUUUUGGAAAAUUUAUAUCUUUGAAUUUUAACCAAAGGAAGAGGUAUGAGCCACGUGCCAUGCCAUCUGUGUCUCUGCUUGUUCACCCUCCUUACACCCACUACGUCAAGGCCCACUGUAUCACAGUUGGAAGAAAAUAAUUCGCAACUAGAAUUGUUCAACAAUGAAGCAGCAGAAUCCCAGGACCAUAUCCUCCUGGACCUCCAUGAUGGGCUCAAGCUGACAUGUGGCACCAAUCAAUCUGAGAAUGUCAACUGGUACAAAGAAGAUAAGCAGAUCCUGCCCAGUGAAAGAAUGCAUAUAGCACGGAAGGUUCUAGAAAUUGUCGAGACUACAUACAAUGACUCUGGCCUAUACCUAUGCGUGGUGCGUGGAACAGGCAAGAUUCUAAAAAACUUCACCGUAACUGUAGCAGAUUCUUUGUCUUCUGGAGAUGACGAUGAAGAUGAUGGAUCUGAUGACUCGGCUCUAGAAGCGAGUGAUGGCCGUUCAUUUCCUAAGAAAGGGACUCCCUACUGGACCCACUUUGAGCGAAUGGAGAAACGGCUGCAUGUGGUUCCAGCAGCUAAUACCGUGAAAUUUCGCUGCCCAGCAGCUGGAAAUCCUCUUCCCAUCAUACGCUGGCUGAAGAAUGGCAGAGAAUUCCGGGGAGAGCAGCGGAUCGGAGGAAUUAAGUUACGUCAUCAUCGCUGGAGCCUCGUGAUGGAGAGUGUUGUACCUUCUGACCGUGGGAACUAUACCUGUGUGGUCGAGAACAAGUAUGGCAGCAUUAACCACAGUUACCAAUUGGAAGUUCUGGAGAGGUCUCCUCAUCGGCCUAUCCUGCAGGUUGGCCUGCCAGCCAACAAAUCUGCAGUUGUGGGCAGCAAUGUGGAGUUUCACUGCAGGGUUUUCAGUGAUGCCCAGCCUCACAUCCAAUGGCUGAAGCAUGUGGAGGUGAAUGGCAGCAGAUAUGGACCCGAUGAGGCCCCAUAUGUCCAGGUUUUAAAGACUGCUGAUAUUAACAGCACUGAAAUUGAAGUUCUUUACUUGCAUAAUAUCACAUUUGAAGAUUCAGGGAAGUACACCUGUUUGGCAGGCAAUUCUAUUGGGAUCUCGUACCACUCAGCCUGGCUGACAGUUUUACCAGAGGAAGAGGCCCCGAAAAUAAUUGACACCUCUGGGACUAAAUAUACGGACAUCUUGAUUUAUGCUGCUACAUCUUUGGCCAUCAUCUUGUCAGUGGUCAUCGUCAUACUGUGCAGGAUGCAGGCAAAUUCCACCAAAAGGGCAUUUGACCCACUUCCUGUGCAGAAACUCUCCAAGUUCCCUUUUAAAAGACAGUUUUCACGAGAAUCCAAUUCUUCAAUGAAGUCAAAUGCCUCACUGGUCAGGGUAGCACGUCUAUCCUCCAGUGGCACACCCAUGCUGGCAGGUGUUGUGGAGUUUGAGUUACCAAUGGAUCCAAAAUGGGAAUUCCAUCGUGAUAAACUGGUAAUGGGGAAACCCCUCGGAGAGGGCUGUUUUGGACAGGUAGUCAAAGCAGAGGCAUAUGGGUUAAAUAAGGACAACCCAGACAAACCAAUUACUGUGGCUGUGAAAUCACUCAAAGACGAUGCUACAGAGAAAGACCUGGCAGAUCUUAUCUCAGAAAUGGAGAUGAUGAAGAUGAUGGAUAAGCAUAAAAAUAUUAUUAACUUGCUUGGUGCCUGCACGCAGGAUGGUCUGCUAUAUGUAAUUGUGGAGUACGCAGCGAAAGGCAACUUGCGGGAAUACCUCAGGGCUCGGCGGCCCCCUGGCAUGGAUUACAACUUUCAAAUCACCAAAGUGCCAGACGAACAAUUAACAUUUAAAGAUCUGAUAUCCAGUGCUUACCAAGUGGCACGGGGCAUGGAAUAUUUGGCAUCUAAAAAGUGUAUCCAUCGUGACUUGGCAGCCAGGAAUGUGCUUGUAACUGAAGACAAUGUCAUGAAAAUUGCAGACUUCGGCCUGGCACGAGGUGUGAACAACAUUGACUAUUACAAGAAAACCACAAAUGGUCGCUUGCCAGUAAAGUGGAUGGCGCCAGAGGCCUUAUUUGAUAGAGUGUACACACACCAGAGUGACGUAUGGUCAUUUGGAGUCUUGAUGUGGGAAAUCUUCACACUAGGCGGCUCACCCUAUCCAGGAAUCCCUGUGGAGGAACUCUUCAAACUUCUCAAAGAAGGCCAUCGGAUGGACAAGCCAUCAAAUUGUACACACGAGCUGUACUUGCUGAUGAGGGAGUGCUGGCAUGCAGUGUCUUCCCAAAGACCAAUGUUCAAGCAAUUGGUCGCAGAACUUGACAAGAUCUUGAGUUCUAUAUCGGACGAGUAUUUGGACCUCUCAACUCCCUUUGAGCAAUAUUCUCCUUCGUGUGAGGACAGCAACAGUACGUGUUCCUCUAACGACUCUGUCUUUGCCCAUGAGCCCUUGUCCGAUGACCCGUGCUUACUCGGCUAUCGUGAUUGCAACACUCGAAGCAGGACUUGAGAGAAAUGUAAUCCUGGAACUGUCGUCUCAAUACGCUUAAUUUUCUUGUAAUUCACCAAAGCAGUAUAUUGGGGCUGGUCCAAAAAUGGAUUGAGACUGAUUUCCCCCAAAAACUGCCUCUUCCUGAAAGCUAUGAAAUAUUCUUCCAUGGCAAAGUGCUGUAGACCCAUUAUGGUGUUCACUGGCUCAGACGUAUCAUGAUUCACGCCUUUCGAGACUGAUGACUAUGACAAUAAAAAGCCAUAUUUGAAUAAGGAGAAGCCUAAGUAUUCAGGCACAGGGUCACAUCAGAGCUCACUGUUACAGGAGCACUGUGCUUUACCUCUUGAUUGUAUACAUUACCAUGUGACACUAUCAAGGGGGCUGCUGCUUCACAGCUUGAUGACAAAUGGCAGUGAAGGAGCAUUAAUUCAGCCACAACAGACACCAUUAAAGAAGUUACCUGGAACAGAAUCCAUGUGGUCAUUAAGAAGCAACCAAUAAAACAAGGUAUUCACCAAACAGAAAUCAUAUCACUUCCCUCAAUCUUUAAUGUACCCUUCCGUGAUCGAAACAUGAAGUGAAAGACUGCCACCAUGAAAAUCUUGUCAAUGGAUCAAAUCUAUCAUCCGAAAAUAAAAUUGUUAGCAGCAUUAUAGACUGUACCCAUUACCUUGUGAAAUUAUCUCAUUCAAUGUCAGGAAGUUUUUAUUUGUAUUGAUUUUGCUCAAUAUAGGACAAAGUCAUUGCGAAGGCGAGGUUUUCCAGGUAACUAUUAACUGCUCGUAAAAUAUUUCCACCAGCCAUAUACACCAAUCACAGAGUUAUGUACCUUCAAAUGAUGCAAUGAUCUGGUAUCUCGUUUUUAAAAGAAAAUAUCUUUACAUCUAGACAUACAAAUAGCCAUCAAAUUAACGUGUUAUAAUUCUAUUUUUCAACCAGUCUUGCAAAGCUGGUGCAGAUGCUCAGGGAACAGCCUGUUCUGAAUAUCCAGUGGCCAACCUCACUGAAAAUAAUUUGUAUGUAUAGUGCAAACAUAUUGCUUUUUUUGUGUUAAGAAAAAAUGGAUCUGAAGUACCAGACACAAUUGGCAAUAUAACAGCAAGGAAUCAUCCAGCUGGGUAACCAGAUCCACUUUCACCUAUAAACACGGCAAUUAGUCUCACAAGCGCAAUUACCACAGCAACUGCUCUUUGUAGAACAUUGAAUACAUUUUACUGUGUGAAUGAACAACUUCGAGAACAGCUGGUCCAGUUCUUUGUAUCAACAGUUAUCCAGACGAUCAUUGGUUUGCUGUUUAAUAUUCUGCAAAAAACUGUAACAUAAAGAAAGAUUUGUGUCUGAAACUUUCUUUAAGUAGCCUAUCCAAAACCUUUUGGCAUUCAUACUUCCUUUGCUGGUUAUCAGUGUCAAUAUUUCUGUGGCUUAAAAUAUUUGCAGUCUUUAUUGGAGACAUCUGCAGAAAAAUUCUUUGAGUUAUUUUCUGAAUAAUUGCAAUUAUUUUCUUUAGUUAUUUGCUUAUUUUCUGGUCUUCUACACUGUGAGGAAGGAGAACAAGCAGCCGGAAAGAAUAGUUAACUUUUACUCUAGUUUUACCUUUUUACCACUGUGGGGGUUCUCAGACCUUUGCUCUAUACAGUGAAGAGAUCCAGUUAGUGAUUUAUGGGAAAUGGGGUGAAGGGUGAAAUUGGAGUAACAAAUCAAUGUCCCGACGUUCCAGGAACCAGGGAGCCAGGGUCAAGGCGCCAAAAGACUUCAGCAAUUUUUUUUCCUUCUUGGCAUUCUACAGAUAGUGGGAGCAGGAAUCUUCAUAGCUGGCUUGUAUCCUGAAAACUGGCUCCCCUGUGAACAUCAAAAUCAUGUUAGGGCAGUGGCUGGGCAAUCAAAAACGCGGUUUCUCUUUGGAUGCUAAGCUGCUGUUAUUUGUCAAGUUCAUGUAUUAUUUUAAAAUCUGCCACCAUGGUUCUAAAAUGUGGUGCACGAUGAGAAGUUAGCUUUUCUGCAGUAUUUGUGAAUAUGGUGCUGUAGAACUAGGUGGAGAAGGAGAUUUUCAUGUUAUGAUCUCAGGACCUUGCCUGAAUUGUCCUCUCCUGUUAAUCACAUGUCUUGUAAAUAUGAUUGAAUUGAAUGUAACCGGACAGAGUAUCUUACAUUGGCAUGUUUAUUGCAUACAAAUUGUUGCUUUUUAUAACUUAUUUUUCUUUCUGAAACUACAAUGAGAUGCCUUUUCCAUCGUGGUCUUGGAAUUUAGUUUAUGAAGACUAUGAAGAGGUUUAUAGUAUUUGUGUACAAUAAAAUGUGUGAUUUUAAUCGAAGGGCAAAAUGGUUGGUAGCUUCAGACUGAAAGCUUAUUGCCUGUCUUCAUUAAGUUGCUGAUGGUUAAUCAAUUCACGGGUGACUGGCUUUCUGUAUGCUGGUUCUUUUUUUAUUCUUUAUUUACGUUCACCUUGGAGCUUCACCUUUUAAGGUCAGGAUUGAAAUAAAACAAAAUCCAGACAUAUGUAACAUGAUUCAACCCAGACAAGCAGUAGGAAACAGAACUGAGGUAGAGCUCUUCAUCAUCCUGGUGGAGAUAGGACGCUGAUUAAGAAUUGAACCAAAAGAUGCUGUAAUCGUACAGCUUCAGAUUUGUUAUUAUCACAUCACAUCUCAUCGUUCAUUUACCAGUAAGCCACCACCAUUGUCACUGGUGGUACAAAGAAUGACUGUAUAAUAUUUGUCACCAUUUAUGGAAACCUAACUUUUAAAUUGCCAAAUAUAAAAUCAGGAGGUGCUGGAAUACUCUAGUGGCCAAGUAGUGGCUCUCUAUUUCCCUCUCUAUUUUUCUUUGUUGCACUCUCCCUUCUGCGUUCUCUUCCCCCUUCUGCAUCCUCUCUCCCAUUUGCUUGCCCUCAUUUUUGCGGCCUCUGUUUUUGCACCCUCUCUUUUUGCCCUCUUUGUUUGCUCUCUUACUCUCAUCUGCACCCACUCCCUUUCUCUCUUUUGCACCCUCUCUCUUACACUUUCAUGCUCUCUCUCCCUAUUUUUCUCUCUCUCUCCUUUUCAGCAGCAUGAAAGGUGGAUUGUUUCUCUCUCCAUUGAUUCUGCUUGGCCUGCACAGUAUUUAUAGCAAUUCCUGUUUUGAAUUCAGAUUCCUUGCAAUAACCUGUUGGGUUUUUUUUGCUUCUUGAUUUAAAUUGCUUGUAUAUCAAUUCAAAAAGGGGAAACCGCCUUUUUACCUCAUCCAUUCUCCUGAAAUUAGUUCAGAUUAAGAACACAAAGAUGAUCAGAUAUAGCAGCUUGAGCAUGAUUCACAAAUUUAGUAGGGUCUUGACUAAACUUUUAAUACAUCUCCUUGCCUGAUCCCCUUGUGCAAACCAGUGAUCAAAUCAGCAUAAUUUCAACCUCUUCAAUAUAUGGUUCAGAGUUUGCUAUCAUAAAUUAUUGUUUAUAUUCAUUCCUUUGGGACGUAGCAGUGGCAAAACACUAUGUCCAUUGUGGCAAUCUGUGGACUUCAUUUGCUCGUUGUGAUACCUCUAUGCUCCCUUAAAUCAGCUUUUUUUGCCUAGUUCCAAUGUGAAACCCCCAAGGCAUGUUUUGAGGAUCUUGGAAGAAUAUUUACUUGGACUAUUAGUUGGGCCUUCAAUCUAGAAGGAUGAUCAGAUUUCCCAAGCAUCGUGCUAAAAUUCGGAACCAAAUUUGUUAUGCUGCUAUAUACUGGUCUUACCAAGACAAAUGGAAACUAAUUAUUCUAGAUUGCUCUGACUAGAGUGGUGCUUGCCAGUUACUGUACUCUUGUCUUACCAAAGCUAGUGCUACACCAACAGUUAAAUAUUUACAGUAACAGUGCCGAGAAGGUUUCAGAAAUCUUAACAAAGUGGGAAAGAAACAGAAUUUUUUUUUUAAAUGUCAUCAAUGAACGUAUGUUAUGCUACUUUGAAUGGAAUCUUUCAUUGCAGGAUGAUUAUUGCAUUAAUAGAGUAGUUCUUUAUAUUAGAUCAAUAAUUUUAUCAAUAAUAUUGUUUAAAUAUUAAUCAAUUAUAUUGUAAGUGAUAUACACAGGAAUACAUGCAGUUUUAUUAGAGGGAACAUUUUUAAUAACUGAACAGCAGGAUUUUCCUAACUGGCCUCGUGUGUAAUUGGCCUAUUGAACUGGGCAGAGAAUUAUUAAGAAUCAAUUUUCACAAUAUAUAUUCUGAAUUGUGAAUGAACAUAACACGUAAUGUAUGUGUCACGUAAACAAUCAACCUCUUUCCUAUAAAUUGAUCGCAUAAUUCUAAUUCAGUGAUGCAUACACAUAUCAACAAAAUGUUCCGUGUUUCUCACAAAUAUCAACAUCAAUGCAAAUACUGAAUCUCGCAUGUCUGUGGUAACACCGUCUUUUCUUGUACACUUCUAUUCCCUUGUCAUGCAUAUAUGCCAUCAUUUUCACAAAUUCAAAUAUAAAUUUCCUUUUGUAUUCGUGUCUAUGCAUUCUGCAUUACGUAGAUAAAUGUGGCCUGUUCAUCUUGCUCCCUGCUUGCAUGUCAGCCUAACAUCACCACUGCUAUUGCCUGGAUCAGUUCUUAAGACGGUCAUACCACAACAAGAAUAUUGCAUACUUCCAGAAAGGUAUUCUAUUGAGCCAAAACAAUGAUCACCAAAAUAUAAUUUUGAUUGGAAAGAAAACAGGUGGAAUUUCUCCCCAACUGGCACAUUUUAGCUCAAUGCCAUUGUGUUAACGCAUUGAUGAGAACAUUCCAGAAAAUAACUCAAUAUUUUAUAAGUGUGUGUAAAAAAAAAAUGUAUUUUUACAAUUCACAGAAUUACAUUUAAUUUAUUGUGUUUUAUGAAAAAAUAUAUAUAUUCUAGGUUGAAGUUCUUGAGGGUCUCAUCUUCCUUGAAACUCUAUUUGAAGAUGUUUGAAGUCAACCCAAUAAUGUGUUACUUCUCCAUUUUUGGACGUAGAAGGAUAAUUAAAAAUCAACCAGAGCAAAUAUGAUAAUUCUUCCCUUUUAAUAUUUGAAUUAAUCUGUGGAAGUUUCCUCGUCUAUAUCCUGUACUAUGUAAAAGAUUAUUGAAAGAGACUGAUCUACUGAACCUUAUCUACGUACCUCAUGUAUUCAGUUAAUAAACAUCAGUUUUAGGGCGACAUAAAUAAAAUUUAAGAUUAAAUCA